AUGCCUCUUUCGCAGAGCUCCUAUCUGCCGCCCGUCGCCUUUGUCCUGAGCCACGUCCUGGGCAUCGCCGGCGUCCUGUACUGGAGGAGCCGGAGCAGAGAAGGUAGGGCUGAUGAACGGGACAGAGUCCAAAAGAAAACCUUCACUAAAUGGGUCAAUAAACACUUGAUGAAGGUGCGCAAGCACAUCAAUGACCUCUACGAAGACCUUCGAGAUGGCCACAACCUCAUCUCCCUCCUGGAGGUGCUGUCAGGAGUGAAGCUGCAAGUAGAGCCUCCAGCUCAGAGGAGCCUUCGCCUGGUGAGAGCACCAGCCUGGUGCCGAGCGAGCAGCGAGGAGCGUGAGGAGGAAGAUGAUGAUGAUGAAGAACCGCGGGAGAAGGGUCGGAUGCGCUUCCACCGGCUGCAGAACGUGCAGAUCGCUCUGGAUUUCCUGAAGCAGCGGCAGGUGAAACUGGUGAACAUCCGCAACGAUGACAUCACAGAUGGCAACCCCAAGCUCACCCUGGGGCUCAUCUGGACCAUCAUCCUCCACUUCCAGAUCUCUGACAUCUACAUCAGUGGGGAGUCAGGGGACAUGUCAGCCAAGGAGAAGCUGCUGCUCUGGACACAGAAGGUGACAGCAGGGUACAUUGGGGUGAAGUGCACCAACUUCUCCUCAUGCUGGAGCGAUGGGAAGAUGUUCAACGCCCUCAUCCACAGAUACAGGCCAGAUCUGGUGGACAUGGAGAGAGUGCAGAUCCAGAGCAACAGGGAGAACCUGGAGCAGGCCUUUGAGAUCGCCGAGCGGCUGGGGGUGACGCGGCUGCUGGAUGCCGAAGACGUGGAUGUCCCCUCUCCAGAUGAGAAGUCUGUGAUAACUUAUGUGUCUUCAAUCUACGAUGCCUUCCCCAAAGUCCCCGAGGGAGGAGAAGGGAUCAGCGCCAUCGAGGUGGAUUCCAGGUGGUUGGAGUACCAGAGUCGCCUGGAGUCCCUCAUCUCAUGGAUCAAGCAGCACACGAUACUCAUGUCAGAUAAAUCCUUCCCCCAGAACCCUGUAGAGCUAAAGGCACUUUAUAACCAGUACAUCCACUUCAAAGAAACUGAAAUCCCAGCGAGAGAGCAGGAGAAGGGAAGGAUAGAGGAGCUCUACAAACAGCUGGAGGUCUGGAUUGAGUUUGGACGCAUCAAGCUGCCCCAGGGCUACCACCCCAACGAUGUGGAGGAGGAGUGGGGCAAGCUCAUCAUAGAGAUGCUGGAGCGAGAGAAGCUCCUGCGGCCGGCAGUGGAGAGGCUGGAAUUGCUGCUACAAAUUGCUAACAAAAUCCAGAAUGGUGCUCUGAGCUGUGAAGAGAAACUGACUCUGGCGAAGAACACCCUGCAGGCUGAUGCUGCUCACCUGGAGUCGGGCCAGCCGGCGCAGUACGAGUCGGACGUGGUGGUUUACCUGCAGGAGUGCGAGGGGCUGCUCCGCCAGCUGCAGGUGGACGUGCAGAUCCUGCGGGAUGAGAACUACUACCAGCUGGAGGAGCUGGUCUUCAGGACCAUGCGGCUGCAGGACGAGCUGGUGACGCUGCGGCUGGAGUGCACAAACCUCUACAGGAAAGGGCACUUCUCCACCCUGGAGCUGGUGCCCACCUCCACUCUGAGCACAGCACACCUGAAGGGUGAGGCCCUGACAAAAGGGCUGCACACCUCCUCUGCCUCCUGGUUCAGGAAGCCUAUGACCAGGACAGAGCUGGUGGCCAUCUCCUCUUCAGAAGAUGAAGGCAGCCUCCGCUUCGUGUACGAGCUGCUGGCCUGGGUGGAGGAGAUGCAGAUGAGACUGGAGAGGGCAGAGUGGGGAACAGACCUGCCAAGUGUGGAAACCCAGCUGGAGACCCAGCGGCACAUCCACAGCAGCGUGGAGGAGCUGGGCUCCAGCGUGAAGGAGGCUCGGAUGUAUGAGGGCAAAAUGUCUCAGAAUUUCCGUGCCAGCUACACAGAGACGCUGGGCAAGCUGGAGACGCAGUACUGCAAGCUGAUGGAAACCUCAAGCUUCCGCCUGAGGCACCUGCAGAGCUUGCAUGGGUUUGUGUCUCGAGCCACUGCUGAGCUGAUCUGGCUGAACGAGAAGGAGGAGGAGGAGCUGGCCUAUGACUGGAGUGACAACAACCCCAACAUUGCAGCCAAGAGGAACUACUUCAUGGAGCUGACGGCGGAGCUGGAGGAGAAGCAGGACAUCUUCUGCUCCCUCCAAGACACAGCUGAGCUGCUGUCCCUGGAGAACCACCCAGCCAAGCAAACUGUCGAGGCCUACAGCGCCGCCGUGCAGACCCAGUGGCAGUGGAUAAAGCAGCUCUGCCUCUGUGUGGAGCAGCAUGUCAAGGAGAAUGCUGCCUACUUCCAGUUCUUCAGCGACGCUCGGGAGUCGGAGAGCUACCUGCGCAACCUGCAGGACUCCAUCAAAAGGAAAUAUUCUUGUGACCAUAACACCAGCCUGACCCGGCUGGAGGACCUGCUGCAGGACUCCAUGGAUGAGAAGGAGCAGCUCAUCCAGUCCAAGAGCUCCGUUGCCAGCCUGGUGGGACGCUCCAAGAGCAUCGUGCAGCUGCGGCCCCGGAACCCUGAGCACCUUGUGAAGAGCACAGUGCCCAUCAAGGCUGUCUGCGACUAUCGGCAGAUCGAGAUCACCAUCUGCAGGAAUGAUGAAUGUGUGCUGGAGGACAAUUCCCAGAGGACCAAAUGGAAGGUGAUCAGCCCCACAGGGAACGAGGCCAUGGUGCCUUCUGUCUGCUUCCUGAUCCCCCCACCCAACAAAGAGGCCAUCGAGAUGGCCAACAGGGUAGAACAGUUGUACCAGAAAGUGAUGGCUCUCUGGCACCAGCUCCACAUGAACACCAAGAGCCUCAUCUCCUGGAACUACCUGCGGAAGGACAUUGCCCUGGUGCAAAGCUUCAGCAUGGAAAAGAUCAGAUCCUUAGCCCAAGGGGAGUGCCAGCAAGCCAUGAAGAGCCUCCAGGCACACUAUGAGGACUUCCUGCAGGACAGCCGAGACUCAGAGCUCUUCUCAGUGUCCGACCGGCUGCGGCUGGAGGAGGAAGUGGAGGCUUCCAAGGAACACAUCCGGCAGCUGCUGGAGUCCAUGGAGAACGAAGACAAGGACGAGACCAUUGCCAGGACUUACCUGUCAGAGCUGAAGAACAUCCACCUGCACCUGGAGGAGUGUGAGCAGAGGCUGGGCAGCAGGAUCCAGGCCCCCAGCGGCUCCCGGCCAGAGGGAGACAGCAUCCAGGAGAACACCAUCCGCAUCGCAGAGCAGGAGCGCACGCAGGAGGACCUGCAGCGGACGCAGGAGGACCUCAGGUUCUUCUCUGAGAGGUGCUACAGCUUCCUGGACAAGGCCCCCGCAGGGUCCAGCACGCCCCAGCUGCGGUCAGAGCUUGACUUGGUGGUCAGCAAGAUGGACCAGAUGUAUAGGCUGUCCUCCAUCUACUUGGACAAGUUGAAGACUGUUGAUGUCAUCAUUCGUGCCACCCAAGGAGCAGAGUCUCUGGUCAAAGGCUAUGAGGUGAAGCUGAGCCAAGAGGAGGCAGUGCCAGCUGACCUGGCAGCCAUUCAGUCUCACAGGACCACCUUACAGCAGUGGCUUGGGGAAGUGAAGGACAAGAGCUCCAUCUUCUCCACACUGGAGGAGGAGAUGGCCAAGGCCAAGGUGGUGGGGGAGCAGCUGUACCAGCUGAGGCAGGAGCGCAGCAUCGACCUGGAGCGCUACCAGGAGAAGGGCAGCCAGCUGUGGGACCGCUGGCAGCGCCUCUGUGCCCAGCUCGACACCCGCCACACGGAGCUGGAGAGCAUCCAGGAGGUGCUGAGCGAGUACCGGCGGUGCCACGGUGCCCUGAUCCAGUGGAUUGAGCAGAUCACCAUCCAGCAGGAGCUGAUGAAGCCAGGGCAGGCAGAGGACAGCAGGGUGCUGUCAGAGCAGCUGAGCCAGCAGACGGCUUUGGCUGCAGAAAUCGAGAAGAAUCAAGCCAAGCUGGACCAGUGUCAGAAGUUCUCCCAGCAAUACUCAGCUGCUGUCAAGGACUAUGAGCUGCAGCUGAUGACCUACAGAGCCUUCGUUGAGUCGCAGCAGAAGUCGCCCAUGAAGCGCCGGCGAAUGCUCUCCUCCUCCGAUGCCAUCACCCAGGAGUUCAUGGAUCUGAGGACUCGCUACACGGCGCUGGUGACCUUAACCACCCAGCACGUCAAGUACAUCAGCGACGCGCUCCGCAGGCUGGAGGAGGAGGAGAAAGUGGUGGAGGAGGAGAAGCAGGAGCACGUGGACAAGGUGAAGGAGCUCCUGGGCUGGGCCCUGGGCUUGAAGCAGAGUGUGCAGGGCAGAACAGCUGCUGCUGGCAGCAGAGAGCUGGGUGACAUCGAGAAGUCCAUCGUGGAGCAGCAGGCCCUGAAUGAGGAGCUGGCUGCCAAGAAGGAGCAGGUCUCUGAGGCCAUCAAAACUUCCCAGAUCUUCCUAGCAAAACACAGCCACAAGCUUUCCCAGCCAGAGAAGGAACAGAUUUCUGCUCAGAUUGGUGCCCUGAAGGAGACCUACCAGGUGCUGUGCAACGACUCCACGGAACAGCUGCAGCAGCUCCAGAGCCAGCUGGCUCAGGAGGCAGAGCAGAAGGGCAGCGAAGCAGUGGCAGGAGUGAUCGAUCUUGGCACAGUAGAAAUCUUCCCUGUCUUUGGUGCCAUGCAGAGAGGUCUUGUAGAUCAGGACACUGGCCUCAUGCUCUUGGAGGCUCAGGUUAUCACAUCUGACUUAGUCAUUCCAGAGACCAAUGAGAAAGUCUCCUUGGAGAAAGGUCUGGCGAGAAACAUCAUCGAUCUCCGGACCUUCCAGGUGCUGCAGGAACUGAAGGAUGCUCUCCAGCAGGUGGAAGAAGUCAGGCAUGAAGGGAGGCAGCUCCUCCCUGUCGUUGCUGCCAUAGAAGAGGGGAGGAUCAGUGAGGACGUUGGGCUAAAGAUUCUUCAAGCUGAGCUCCUCACAGGUGGCUUCAGAGCCCCUCACGGCAGAAUCAGCAUGGAGACAGCGGUGCAAGAAAGGCUCCUGCCCCCCCAGCUCUAUUCCAGGCUUCUGUCUCACCUGGAGGAUGAGAAGGACCUGAUUGACCCCAACACUGCUGAGAAGCUCAGCCUGCCUGAGCUCAUGCACCGAUGCAUCCUCCACCAAGAGACUGGCCUGAGGCUGCUCCCAGUCAGGCAGCUGGCAGGUGGGGUGCUGAGCUCCGGAGCAGGCAGGAAGGUCACCAUCUUCCAGGCAGCCCAGGAAGGGCUGAUAGACAGGGAGGUCAUGCUCAGGUUGCUGGAAGCCCAGCUCUUUGCUGGUGGCAUUGUUGACCCCAGGACAGGGCACAGGCUGACUGUGGAUGAAGCCAUGAGGCAGAAUCUGCUUGACCAGGACCUGGCUCGAGCGCUCCUCGUGAGGCAGCUUCAGACAGGUGGCAUCAUCGACCCCACCACGGGGCAGAGACUGCCCAUUGAUGAGGCUGUGAGGAAAGGGCUGGUAGCCCCAGGGAUGGCAUUGGUGGUCCUGGAAUCCUUGUGGUCCUUUGUGGGGCUUCUGUGGCCAGAGACAGGGGAGGUUGUGCCGGUAGCAGAUGCUCUGGAGCAGGGAGUGCUGACUGCGGAGCUGGCUGGGAAGAUCCUCAGCAAGAGGCAACUCCUUCAAGCUGUCUUUAUACCAGAGACCACCCAGGUGGUGUCCUGGAAGAAAGCAGUGGAAGAUGGCAUCUUGGAGAGGGAUGUGGCAAAGAAGCUGAAGUCCACACUCAUUCCUGAUGUCAUGGGCAGCGUGCAGCCUGCUGGCUCUCCAGGCAGCAGCAGGCAUGGCCCAGGCCCCCCAGGUCCCAAAGAGCAAAGUGACUCUCUGCUAAGGAGCAGUGAGGAAGGGCUGAUGUUCCACCUGAUGACCCACAGCUACAUCAACAUCCAGGAUGGCCAGAAGCUGCUCUUAGUGGAUGGAGAGCUGAACAAUCUCACUAAAGCCCUCAUCCAAAGCCAAGAAAAUGGAUCCUAUGCACACAUGUUGGAGGAGAGGGAAGGCUUUGAGAAGCUCAAGGCAGGUACAGAAGGUGAACCUUGCAAUGGCUUAGCUUUAGAGCAGCCUGAGCUUCAAUUUGCUCCUCCUAAAGAACUAAGCAAAGAGGUCCUACCACCUAGAGCUGCCUUGGAGAAUGGGGAGGUGGUGUUGGCACCUGAGAGCCUCUUAUUGGAGGAUGCAGAAGACUUCCUGCUUGUGGAGGAGCAAGAGCAGAUUUCUAGCAAACAGAGAAUGAUCAAGAGUGAAACUGAUGCUGAGAUUGGAAGAGACCAAGUGGCUGCUACGAGCCAGGACAAGCAUCAGGUACAGCUAUUGGUGCCAGCACAUCCUGGUGAGCUUGGUAGUGGAUUCAGAGAAUCAGAGGAGAUGAUGACUGAGGCAGAAGAGUCAUCCAAGCCUACUGCAGUAGAUGGAGUGGAAAGCAUCAAAGAUCAGAGGAAAGCAUCAGAGAGUGAGAUGGUUGUGAAAAGUGAGCUCUGCAUAACAGUGACUGCUUCAGAGUGGAGAGAGGGACUGGAAAUCAUGGCAGAGAGGUCUCAGGGGGUGGAGGAACCUGAACUAGAGACAGAAAAGGUUAGAAAGAUUUAUUUGCUUAACAAGGAAACAGUUGAGAAUGGCAUGGUGGGAGGAGAGGAGGUUGGGCUCCCUGAAACUGGAGAGGCUGAGCGAGCAGAGUGGCAGAGUGAGGACAUUGAAAGUGCCCUGGAAGUGCAAGAAGGAGAAAGGGAAGCAGUGUUAGAUGCUGAGACCCCUGCAGAGCAGGAAGAGGAGGACACUUUGGAGAUGCUGCUGACACAGCUCCAAAGUGGUGGCAUAAUCCAUGAGCAGACAGGCAAAACUCUUCUCCUGAAUGAAGCAGUAGCCCAUGGGUUGGUGUCCAGCCACACAGCUGUGAAGCUGAUGGAGAAGAUGAAGAUGUUCAGUGGCUUCUUUGACUCUCAAACCUGUGAAUCACUAACUACUGAGGACGUCAUUGAAGAGGGUCUGAUGGAUGAGAACCUUCUCCAGAAGGUGCUCACAGCUGACAAGGCCAUCAGUGGCGUUCUGGACCCAGGCAAUAACUUUGUCUACUCUGUCAAGGAUGCUGCUGCUGUUGGCCUUCUGGACAAGGAAACAGCCCUGAGGAUCUUGGAGGGGCAGGUGGUUACUGGAGGCAUCGUUGACUUGAAACGUGGCAAAAAAAUCUCCGUCACUCUGGCUUCCAACCUGGGCCUCAUAGAGCCAGCAAGUCAGAAGGAGCUGGUCAAGCUGGAGAAGGCUUCCAAAGGCAAAGAUACUGAUGAGGUGACCAGGCAGAAGCUCCUCAGCUUACAGGCUGAGAUCAGUGGAGUUGUGGAUCCUAGAACCAAGCAGGAUCUGACUGUUGCCCAGUCUGUUGCCAAAGGGCUCCUGGAAAAGGAAGAAGCCUUUCAGCUCUUGGCUAAGCAGAUUGCUGCUGGGGGAAUCAUCCACCACGGGUCUGGAAUGAGGUUUUCAGUGAAGGAUGCAAUGAAACAUGGUUUGAUUGACCAAGAUUUGUGUCAUGAGCUGAGGCAAGCUGAAAGUGUGUGCCUGCAGGACUGUGUUCACCCAGAGACCCAGGAAAGGCUGCCCCUGGCCCAGGCGGUGUCAGCAGGGCUGCUCAGUCCUGACUUCCAGAGGGAAGUGCAAGAAAUCCAGGCUGGGAGUGGAAGUGUUUUUGAUGCAGCUUCUGGCCAGAGGCUGUCCCUCUCUCAAGCAGUAAAAGAGGGCUUGCUGCCCAAGCAGGUUGUGGAGAAGGCUCUGGCAUCUUCAGGACUGAAGGAAGGAAUGGUAGAUCCUGAGAGCUGCAUGGUCCUGCCCUACUCAGAGUUCCUCAAGAAGUGUAAAAUCGACAUUGAGUCUGGCCAGAGGUACCUGGAGGUCCAUCCCUUCAGAGCCAUCAGGGAUGAGGUGACAGGGAAGAAGCUGACCUGUGCUGAGGCUGUGAGGCUGGGCAAGGUGGACCUCCUGCCCACCCUGCGCCUGCUGCAGGCUCAGGCAGACAGCGGAGGGGUUGUGGAGGGCACUGUCAGCAAGAGGCUCUCCCUGAAGGCUGCUGUGGAGGAAGGGCUGCUGGAUGAGGAGAUGGCCAAACUCAUUGCCUCCAACCAGAUGAGGGCUGGGGGAAUUGUUGAUGCUGGCAGUGGGCAAAGAUUGACUUUAAAGGAAGCAGUUGGAAAAGAACUGAUUAGCCAAAAAUUAGCUGCAGCUCUGCAGGAGGCACAAAUCUCCCAAGCCAAAUAUGGUCCUGAGGUCUGCCCAGGAGAUAAACCCCACCUUUUCCAGGAAAAAAGGGAAAGAACAUCUCCCAAAGAGGAGGAUGUCAUCAUCCCUGCCAGGGCUGCCAAGAGCUCUGAUGGUGCUGAGCACAAAGCUGCAUCCAAAGCCAUGAGCUAUGACACAGCUGGAGGUGCUGCUGCUGAGAGCUCCCCAGGGCCACCAGCAGAAGGGAAAUCAAAGCCUCAAGAAACCUCUGAGGUUGGUGUGAAGCAUCAGCCCCCCCCAAAAGUUGAAGUGACUCCAGAGUACCCCUCAGAGUUGGGUACAACUCUCCCUGAAGAGAUGGUGGAGGUGAGGGCUGUGAAAAGAGAGACUGCAAAGAGCAGGUCCCAGGUGGGAGCAGCGGAGGGGAAGGAAUCAAAGAGAAAAGAAGGAGACAGAGAGACAGAGAAAGUAGAGGGAUUGGGCAUGGAGAAAGAACAGUUCUUGGACAUGGAGGUGCUUCCCAGUGCAGAGGAUGGUGAGGAGAGGAGUAGUGGGAGAGGCUUUGUAAGUGCAGAGGAUGGUGAGGAGAGGAGGAGGAAAGACUUGGCAAGUGCAGAGGGUAGUGAAGAGAAGAGGAGGAGGAGGAGGAGGAAAGGUUUUGUAAGUGCAGAGGGAGUCAUGGCAGGUGAGGAGGGUGCAGUGGUGGCUUCUGAGCAAGGAGAGCAGGCAGGCAGGCUGGAGCAGGGAACAGCAGCAGCCCCAAGGGAAUUUGCUACUGUGGGGCAAGAGAAGACUCCUAUGAAGCCUGGAGAACCCCUGAAGGUUGGCAUCCCUCUGAAGCCUGCAGGAGGUGAGCUUGCAGGAACUGUCAGACACACUGAAGGAGAAAGCCCCAGACUGGGUGGAGAAGGUGCAGUUGAUCAGGAGAAACCAAGUGGACCUGAGCUGAAACCUACCCAGAAACAGAAAAGCAAAAAGAAGAGAGCAAAGCAGGUUGGGUUGCCAGGAGACAGCACUCAGCCAGAGAAACCUUCUGUGCAAAAGGAGUCCCUUCCUGGCAUGGUUUCCAAAGAAAUUCCAGGGCAAGAGAAGGAGGAAGAGGAGUUUGUCCUGAGCACACCAGAACCAAAACAUGAAGGGAGCACCAAAAUUACUGCUGGCUUGGCCCAAGACUCAACCAAGAUCAAGGGCAGCAGCAGGGAUAUAAAAACAAAGAGAAGAACUUCUGAGAAAGACAGAGACAACCUGGCUGGGGGUCAGCUUGUCCCAGGACAAGGAGAAGCUCAAGAAGGGAUCAGAAAUGGUCAUGAUUCCUUGGUGGCAUUGAGCCUGGAGAGGAUGACCCAGGAAGACAUGAAGGUGCAAACCAUCAGCGAUGUGUCCACCUCAGGCCCUGCAGCAGGCAAACUGCCUGAUGAAUUAAUCAUCAGAGAGGAAGCCAAAGAAGGGCAGGAAAGUUCUUCAGUCCUUCAGCUUGCAGAAGAGACACAGCAAGAGGUCAGCACAGCCCAAGGAGAUGCCCCUGCCCCACCAAAACCCCAAGGAGAAGCACCUCAGGAGAGGAGCAGGCAGCCGGGAGCUGGCGAUCGAGGCUUGCUCCUCCCUGUGAUCGUGGAGGGGGAGCUGCUGGAGACCUCGAGGGAAUCCAGCAGGCCAGCCCAGAUUGUGUUCAGCAAGAAGCUGUGCCUGGAGCACGAUGAGAAGCUGGUCUCCUAUCUCUCCAUGCUGCGAGACAUUGAGAUGAGGAUCAAAAGGGUGCAGCCUGUGGAGCAGAACCUGGCAGGUCUGCAGGACCUGCUGCACCAGGCAGAGGCCCUGGGAGCUGAGCUGCAGGAGCUGAGCUUCCCAGUGAAUCAGGAGUUGGAUGCCGUGAAGUGGAUCGUGGCCAACCCCCCCGAAGAAGUCCCUGAGCAAUUACUGAAGGCUUUGGAGAAGGAUGCCAAGAACCUCCAGAAGUCUCUGAGUUCUGCAAGUGAUGUCCUGGAGUCCAGGCUGCAAAACCUUCGUGGGGCAGCAGAAACUGAAAAGGCUAAAAUCUUGGCACACCAUGAAGCUCUCCAGGAUAAACUCCAGGAGCUGCUGGGUUGGGUCUCUGGCACCGCUGGGUCCCUGGACUCCGAUUCCCACCCCGCGCCCGACGCCAGCAGCUUGAGUCGCUGCCUGCAACGCUACAAGGAGCUGAAAGAGCCUCUGGCCAACACCAAGUCUCAGCUGGACGCCACUGCCUUCGACAUCCAAGUCCUCAUCUCAGAACAUGCCCAGGACUUGACCCCUCAGCAGAGCAGGCAGCUGCUGAGGUUGCUGAAUGAGCUGCAGAAGGCUUUCUGUGACCUCUCAGAGCGGGUGACAGCUCGGCUGCAGGUCCUGCAGGUCUGUCUCCAGCAAGUGGAGCAGACAGAUCAGGUGAAGACGCUGCAGGAGCAGCAGGCAGCCCGGGCACAGAGCCUGGGGGAGCUCAGCCGCUGGCUCUGCCAGGCAGAGGACACCUUGGCAGAGCAGCAGAGAGCAGCCAGCCAAGGGGACCUGUCCACCCUGCAGCAGAGGCAAAGUGAUGUGAAGGAGCUGCAGAAGAACAUGCAGAGCCGAGCUGCCUCCUUCGCCAGCCUCCUCAAGAGUACAGAGGAGUUUCUGGAGGAGAACAAGGCCAAGAUGGAGCCUGGUGAGCUGGCAGCACUGCAGGAGAAGCUCCAGCGUGCCAAGGAGCAGUACCAGUCCUUGCAGGAGAGGACAGAGGUGGCCCAGAAGGAGCUGGAGGAUGCUGUGAGUGCUGCAGUGCAGCAGGAGACUGAAAAGGUGAAAGCUGCCAAGGAGCUGGAGGAGAACAGCAACAAAAUUGAUUCCCUCUUGAACUGGGUGGCAUCCCUGGAGCAGAAGGGAGAGCUCCCAGAGUACAGACCACAUCCCAUCGGGAGAGCCCCAGGGACACGAGCAGGGACAGGCGCUCAGGAUGUCCCUGACAGCCACACUGUGGGAGCAGAGAGUGCUGCAGAGAGCCUGGAUGAGGAGUAUGAGAGGCUGAAGGCCCAGCACCAGGAGCUGCUGUCCCAGCAGCAGGACAUCAUCCUGGCCACACAGUCAGCGCAGGCUUUCCUGGAUAGGCAGGGCCAGAGCCUGGCAGGGGAGCAGCGGCAGGGGCUGCAGGGCAGGCUGGCAGGGCUGAAGGAGCAGUACUCAGCCGCCCUGGGCCAGGCAGAGGAGAGGCUGAAGCAGGUGCAGGUCCUGCGGGAUGAGCUCCACAAGUUCCUGCAGGACCACGGAGAGUUUGAGGCUUGGCUGAAGCAAGCGGAGCAGGACCUGGAGGGGAUGUGCCAGGGGGGCAGUGAGCCUGCAGCCCUCCAGCAGCUGCUCCUGCGGCAGGGCAGCUUCUCAGAGGAUGUCAUCUCCCACAAGGGAGACCUGCGCUUCGUCACCAUGUCGGGGCAGAAGGUGCUGGAUGUGCAGGGAGCCGCGGGGGACGCAGGCUCCCGGCCUGGCAGCCUGGUCAGGAGCAAGCUGGAGGAUGCGACGCAGAGAUACACCAAGCUGCACUCCAAGUGCACCAAGCUUGGCUCCCACCUGAACACUUUGCUGGAUCACUACCAGCAGUUCCAGGAGGUGGCAGAGUCGCUCAGGACCUGGCUGCAGGGAAGUGAAGCUGCUGUUGGGAAACUGCUCUCGGAGGCAGUGUCUUCAGAUCCAGCUGUUCUGCAGCAGCAGCUGGCCAGUGCUAAGCAGCUGCAUGGAGACCUUGCUGAGCAUCAGGUAUCAGUGGAGAAGCUCCAGAAAGCAGCUCGGUCCCUGCUGGAGAUCCAAGGGGAGCCAGCUCCAGACCAUGGGCACAUCCAGGAGACAACAGAUGCCAUCGUGAGCCGCUUCCAGAGCCUCUCCCAGCAGAUGGCUGAACGCUCAGACCUGCUGCAGAAAUCCAUUGCCCAGUCUCAGAGUGUCCAGGAGAGCCUGGAGAGCCUCCUCCAGUCAGUGGCUGAGAUUGAGAAGAACCUGGAGAGAGAGCAACCAGCCACACUCUCCUCCAGCUCCAUCCAAGACUCUCUUGCCACCAGCACGAAGCUGAAGCAGGACAUCGCCAGGCAGAAGAGCUGCCUGGAGGCCACCCGGGAGAUGGUGACGCGGUUCAUGGAGGCGGCCGACAGCCCCACGGCCUCUGCCCUGCAGGGCAAGCUGGCAGAGGUGACAGAGCAUUUUGGCAGGCUGUGCCAGCAGCAGCAGGCCAGGGAGGACGCUCUGAAGGGUCUCCUCCCCAAGGUGGAGCACUAUGAGCAGCUCUCAGAGAAGCUGCAGCAGUUCACGGAGAGCAGAGGGCGGCUGCUGGCCUCGGGCAAUCAGCCUGACAGGGACAUCGCUGCCUUCUCCCAGCACAUCCAGGAGCUGAACUUGGAGAUGAAGCAGCACCAGGAGGAUCUGACUACCCUGGAGCACCUGGCUGCAGAGCUGGGCUCCUGUGGCUUUGCUUCCAGCACUUCCCAGCAUCAGGAGAAGCUGCAGAGCCUGAAGAAAGACUUCCUGCAGCUGCAGAAGGUGGCAAAAGAGAGAGAAAAAGAUGCAUCCUCCUGCCAGCAGCAACUGGAUGAGUUUCGGAAGCUGGUCGGGGCCCUGAGGAAGUGGCUGAGGGAAACUGAAGGCAAAAUGCCACCUGCUGAGACCUCCCUGGGCACCCAAGAGCUGCAGCAGCGCAGGCAGCAGAUCCAGGAUCUCCUGGAGGAGUGGAAAGGGAAGGGGGCCCAAGUGGAGGAGGUUGGUCACAGAGGGACCCUCCUGGAGAACCUGAUUGUGGAGAUCACAGCCCCUGACAACUCAUCCAAGACAGGUGCUGCCCUGCCUGCCCCAGGAGGCUCAGCAGGCAGCGUGAAUGGAUACCACACGUGCAAAGAUCUGACCGAGAUCCAGUGCGAUGUGUCGGACGUGAGCCGGCAGUACCAGAGCCUUGGGGAGGCGCUGAGGGAGCGCCAGCAGCAGCUCUCAGCCAUGCUGGAGAAGAUGCAAGAAGUGCAGGAGGAGGCCAGCUCCAUGCUCAAGUGGCUGGAGUCGAAGGAACGGACACUGUCGGAGCUGGAUGCUUCCUCCUCGCCCACCAAGACGGAGACGAUGAGAGCCCAGGCUGAGCACAACAAGGCAUUUUUGGCCGAAUUGGAACAGAAGUCAGGGAAGAUCCAGAAGGUAAAGGAAGCACUUUAUGGCUUGCUGGAGAAAUACCCAGAUUCUCCAGAAGCAGCGAACUGGAAGAAGAUGCAGGAAGACCUGAAUUGCAGGUGGGAAAGAGCCAGCCAGGCGACGGCUGAGCGGCAGCAGAAGCUGGAGGAGUCUGCAAACCUGCUGGCCAGCUUCCAGGCUGCUGAGGGCCAGCUGCGCCCCUGGCUGAUGGAGAAGGAGCUGAUGAUGAGCGUGCUGGGACCGCUCUCCAUCGACCCAAACAUGCUGAACGCACAGAAGCAGCAGGUCCAGUUUAUGCUGAAGGAAUUCGAAGCUCGUAGGCAACAGCACGAGCAGCUCAACCAGGCAGCUCAGAGCAUCUUGACCGGCCCUGGAGAUGUUUCUCCAUCCACUAACCAGGUGCGGGAGGAACUCCAAGGGGUUAAUCAGAAGUGGUCUGAGCUAACAGAACGCCUCAACUCCCGCUCCAGCCAGAUUGACCAAGCCAUAGUCAAGAGCACCCAGUACCAGGAGCUCCUGCAGGGCCUGUCAGAGAAGGUGAAGGCAGUUGGGCAGCGCCUGAGCAGCCAAUCUGCUGUCAGCACCCAGCCUGAGGCUGUGAAACAGCAGCUGGAGGAAACCAGUGAGAUCCGCUCGGACCUGGAGCAGCUGGAAGAGGAAAUCUCAGAGGCUCAGACCCUCUGCGAUGACCUCUCUGUCCUGAUUGGGGAGCAGUACCUCAAAGAUGAGUUAAGGAAACGUCUGGAGACUGUGGCCCUUCCUCUCAAAGGGCUGGAAGACCUGGCAGCCGACCGGAUGAACCGACUGCAGACGGCGCUUGCAAGCUCCCAGCAGUUCCAGCAUAUGUUUGAUGAACUCAGGACCUGGCUGGAUGACAAACUCUGCCAGCAAGCUCAAAGCCAACCCAUUUCUGCUAAACUGGAGAGGCUGCAAAGCCAGAUUCAGGAGCAAGAAGAGUUCCAGAAGAGCCUCAACCAGCACAGUGGCUCCUAUGAGAUGAUUGUGGCCGAGGGAGAAUCUUUGCUGCUUUCUGUCCAGCCUGGGGAGGAGAAGACCACCUUGCAGAACCAGUUGGUCAGCCUCAAAACACACUGGGAAGAGCUCAGCAAGCAGGCUGCCGAGAGACACUCUAAGCUCAAGGACUGUUUGCAGAAGGCUCAGAAGUACCAAAGGCACGCGGAGGACCUCCUGCCUUGGGUGGAGGACUGCAAGACGAAGGUGUCAGAGCUGGAAGUGACUCUGGACCCAGUGCAGCUGGAGGCAACCCUCCUGAGGUCAAAGGCCAUGCUGAGUGACGUGGAGAAGCGCCGCUCCUUGCUGGAGGUGCUGAACAGUGCUGCUGACAUCCUGAUCGAUGCUGCCCAGACCCACGAGGAGGACGUCCGGGAUGAGAAGGCUGCCAUCAACCAGAAGAUGGAUGCCAUCACAGAAGAGCUGCAAGCCAAGACUGGCUCCAUUGAAGAAAUGUCCCAGAGGCUCAAGGAGUUUCAAGAGAGCUUCAAGAACAUUGAGAAGAAGCUGGAAGGGGCCAAGCACCAGCUGGAGAUCUACGAUGCGCUAGGGCCACAAGCCUGCAGCAGCAAGAACUUGGAGAAGCUGAGAGUGCAGCAAGAGGUGCUGCAGGCCCUGGAGCCACAAGUGGACUAUCUGAAAAACUUCACUCAGGGUCUAGUAGAAGAUGCUCCAGCUGGGUCUGACUGUUCCCAGCUCUUAAGCCAAGCUGAGGUGGCUCAGCAGGACUUCAAAGCUGUGAAGCAGAAAGUAAAUGACUGCUGCAUGCUGAUGGAAAGCAAGCUUGAAGGCAUCGGGCAGUUCAACAGUCGGGUCAGGGAGAUGUUCUCUCAGCUGGCAGACCUUGAUGAUGAGCUGGACAGCAUGGGCCCCAUUGGGAGAGACUCUGACAGCCUUCAGUCCCAAGCAGAGGAUGUCCGAACGUUCUUGGGCAAGCUCCAGAGGCUGAAGGCUGACAUCGAAGCUUCCGAAAGCGACUGCAAGAAGAUGCUGGAGGAGGAAGGGAGCCCUGAUUUGCUAGGGCUGAAACGUGAGUUGGAGACCCUGAACAAGCAGUGCAGCAAGCUGAAGGAGAGGGGCAAGAACCGCCAGGAGCAGGUGGAGACCACCCUGUCUCGUGUGGAGGACUUCUACAGCAGGCUGAAGGAGCUGACCCACAUGACGACGGCAGCGGAGGAGAACGAAGCGCUGCAGUGGGUGGUGGGGACGGAGGUGGAAACCAUCAACCAGCAGCUGGCAGACUUCAAGCUGUUCCAGAAGGAGCAAGUGGAUCCUCUCCAGCUGAAGCUACAGCAAGUCAAUGGAGUUGGUCAAGGACUCAUCCAAAGCGCCGGGAAAAACUGUGAUGUCCAAGGGCUGGAACAUGACAUGGAAGAGAUCAACACUCGCUGGAACACCCUCAACAAGAAGGUGGCCCAGAGAGUUGCCCAGCUGCAGGAGGCCCUGCUGCACUGUGGGAAGUUUCAGGACGCCCUGGAGCCGUUGCUGAGCUGGCUGGCAGACACCGAGGAGCUCAUCUCCAACCAGAAACCUCCCUCUGCAGAGUACAAGGUGGUGAAAGCCCAGAUCCAGGAGCAGAAGCUGCUCCAACGACUCCUGGACGACCGCAAAGCCACCGUUGAGAUGAUCCAAGCGGAGGGCGGCAGGAUCGCGCAGUCGGCCGAGCCUGCGGACAGGGAGAAGAUCGUUGGCCAACUGGAGAGCCUGGAACGUCGCUGGGCAGGGCUGCUGGGCAGUGCAGCCAGCAGGCAGAAGCAGCUGGAGGACAUCUUGGUCCUGGCAAAGCAGUUCCAUGAAACCACAGAGCCUGUGUCGGAUUGGCUGUCAGUGACCGAGAAGAAAUUGGCCAACUCGGAGCCCAUCGGUACCCAGACUGCCAAGAUCCAGCAGCAGAUCAGUAGGCACAAGGCCCUAGAGGAAGAGAUAGCAAACCAGGCUGCCGAGGUGUCGCGGGCGGUCGGCGUGGGGCAGUCCCUCUCCUCCCUCAGCUGUGCCGCCGAGCAGAGGCUGCUGGCAGAGAAAUUAGAGACUCUGCAGCGCCGCUACGGCGAGGUACAGGAGCGCUGCUGCCGGAAGGCAGCGCUGCUGGCUCAGGCGCUCUCCAACGCCAGGCUCUUUGGGGAGGAGGAGGUGGAAGUGCUCAACUGGCUGGCUGAGGUUGAGGACAAGCUGGGCUCGGUAUCCGUAAAGGAUUACAAUACGGGACGGCUAACUCCAGUUUGCCUUCCUCACCAGGCUCUGAACGAGGAAAUUGUGAACAGGAAGAAGAACGUGGACCAAGCCAUCAGGAAUGGGCAAGCCCUUCUGAAGCAAACCACAGGGGAGGAGGUGCUGCUGAUCCAGGAGAAGCUGGAUGGGAUCAAGACUCGCUACUCCGACAUCACCGCCGCCAGCUCCAAGGCGCUGCGCACGCUGGAGCAGGCUCGGCAGCUGGCCACCAAGUUCCAGUCCACACACGAGGAGCUCAGCAGCUGGAUGAGCAAAGUGGAGGACGAGCUGGCUUCCAGCGGGGGCCAGUCCCCAGCUGGUGAGCAGAUACCCCAGUUCCAGCAGAGGCAAAAGGAGCUGAAGAAGGAGGUGAUGGAGCACAGGCUCAUCCUGGACACGGUGAACGAGGUGAGCAGAGCUCUGCUGGAGCUGGUUCCCUGGCGAGCCCGCGAGGGGCUGGACAAGCUGGUGACAGACACCAACGAGCGCUACAAGCUGGUCAGUGACACCAUCAAGCAGAGGGUGGAGGAGAUCGAUGCUGCCAUUCAGAGGUCUCAGCAGUACGAGCAGGCAGCCGACGCCGAGCUGGCCUGGGUGGCCGAGACCAAGCGGAAGCUGUUGGCCCUUGGCCCCAUCCGCCUGGAACAGGACCAGACCACAGCCCAGCUGCAGGUGCAGAAGGCUUUUUCCAUCGACAUCAUUCGGCACAAAGACUCCAUGGAUGAACUCUUCAGCCAGCGCAAUGAGAUCUUCGGGACAUGCGGGGAGGAGCAAAAAGCUGUUCUCCAGGAGAAAACCGAGUCCCUGGUGCAGCAGUACGAGGCUGUGAGCCAGCUCAACUCGGAGCGCUACGCUCGCCUGGAGCGUGCUCAGGUCCUGGUCAACCAAUUCUGGGAGACCUAUGAGGAGCUGAACCCAUGGAUCGAGGAGACACAAGCCCUCAUCUCCCAGCUACCCCCUCCAGCCAUUGACCACGAGCAGCUCAAGCAGCAGCAGGAGGACAUGAGGCAACUGAGAGAGUCCAUCGCUGAACAUAAGCCUCACAUUGACAAGCUGCUGAAGAUUGGCCCACAGCUGAAGGACCUCAACCCUGAAGAAGGGGAGAUGGUGCAGGAUAAAUACUCCACAGCUGAGGCCAUGUAUGCCAGAAUCAAGGAGGAGGUUUGCCAGCGGGCGCUGGCGCUGGACGAAGCUGUCUCACAGUCCACCCAGUUCCAUGAUAAGAUUGAACCCAUGCUGGAGACCCUGGAGAACCUCUCCUCCCGCCUGCGCAUGCCGCCCCUCAUCCCCGCCGAGGUGGAUAAGAUCCGGGAGUGCAUCAGCGAGAACAAGAACUCCAGCGUGGAGCUGGAGAAGCUGCAGCCCUCCUUCGAGGCUCUGAAGCGCCGUGGGGAAGAGCUGAUCGGCCGCUCCCAGGGAGCAGACAAGGACCUGGCAGCCAAAGUAAUCCAGGAUAAGUUGGAUCAGAUGGUCUUCUUCUGGGAAGACAUCAAAGCUCGGGCAGAAGAACGUGAAAUGAAGUUCCUGGAUGUCCUGGAGCUUGCAGAGAAGUUCUGGUAUGACAUGGCAGCCCUCCUGACUACCAUCAAAGACACCCAGGACAUUGUUCACGACCUGGAGAGCCCAGGCAUUGACCCUUCCAUCAUCAAGCAGCAGGUGGAAGCAGCAGAGACCAUUAAAGAGGAGACAGAUGGCUUGCACGAGGAGCUGGAGUUCAUCCGGCUCCUGGGAACUGAUUUAAUCUUCGCCUGUGGUGAAACUGAGAAACCAGAAGUGAAGAAGAGCAUCGAUGAGAUGAACAACGCCUGGGAGAACCUCAACAAAACGUGGAAGGAGAGGCUGGAGAAGCUGGAGGAAGCCAUGCAGUCAGCUGUGCAGUACCAGGACACUUUACAAGCCAUGUUUGACUGGCUGGACAACGCCGUGAUCAAGCUCUGCAACAUGUCCCCUGUUGGCACAGACCUCAACACGGUUAAGGAGCAGAUGAAUGAGAUGAAGGAGUUUAAAAUGGAGGUUUACCAGCAGCAGAUUGAAAUGGAAAAGCUUAAUCACCAAGGUGAGCUAAUGCUAAAAAAAGCUACAGAUGAGACAGACAGAGACAUCAUCAAGGAGCCACUGACAGAGCUGAAACACCUCUGGGAGAAUCUGGGCGAGAAGAUUGCUCACAGACAGCAUAAGUUAGAAGCUGCUCUCCUGGCACUUGGCCAGUUCCAGCAUGCAUUGGCAGAGCUGAUGGCCUGGCUGACCCACACUGAGGAGCUGCUCGAUGCACAGAAACCUAUCAAUGGAGACCCGAAGGUCAUCGAGGUGGAACUUGCAAAGCACCACGUGCUGAAGAAUGAUGUCCUGGCCCACCAAGCAACUGUGGAGACAGUGAACAAAGCAGGCAAUGAGCUGCUGGAAUCCAGUGCAGGGGAUGAUGCCAGCAGCCUCAGGAACCGCCUGGAGAACCUGAACUCAUGUUGGGAGUCAGUGCUGCAGAAGACAGAGGAGAGAGAGCAGCAGCUCCAGUCCACGCUCCAGCAGGCCCAAGGUUUCCAUGGGGAGAUUGAAGACUUCCUCCUGUGGCUGACGAGGAUGGAGAGCCAAUUGUCAGCAUCAAAACCCACAGGAGGUCUGCCAGAAACUGCCCGGGAGCAGCUCAAUGCCCACAUGGAGCUGUAUGGGCAAUUCAAAGCCAAGGAGGAGACCUACAGCCAGCUGCUGGCCAAGGGGCGACUGAUGCUGCUGAACAGGGAUGACUCCGGCUCCGGCUCCAAGACAGAGCAGAGUGUGGCCCUGCUGGAGCAGAAAUGGUGCCUGGUCAGCACCAAGAUGGAGGAGAGAAAGGCAAAGCUGGAGGAAGCCCUGGCCCUGGCCACAGACUUCCAGAAUUCCCUGCAGGACUUCAUAAACUGGCUGACCCUGGCUGAGCAGAGCCUGAACAUUGCACCCCCAGCCAGCCUCAUCCUCAACGCCGUGCUGGCCCAGAUCGAUGAGCACAAGGUGUUUGCCAAUGAGGUGAACGCUCAUCGGGACCAGAUCAUCGAGCUGGAUCAAACUGGCAACCAGCUGAAGUUUCUCAGCCAGAAGCAGGAUGUGGUGCUGAUCAAGAACCUGCUGGUCAGUGUCCAGGCCCGCUGGGAGAAGGUUGUGCAGCGCUCAGUGGAGCGGGGACGAGCUCUUGAUGAUGCCAGGAAGAGAGCCAAGCAGUUCCAUGAAGCUUGGAAGAAGCUGAUUGAUUGGUUGGAGGAUGCAGAGAAUCACCUGGACUCCGAGCUGGAGAUUUCCAAUGAUCCUGACAAAAUCAAGCUCCAGCUCUCCAAACACAAGGAGUUCCAGAAGACACUGGGAGGGAAGCAGCCUGUCUAUGACACCACCAUCAGAACAGGCAGAGCCCUGAAAGAAAAGGCCUUGCUUCCAGAUGACACUCAAAAGCUGGACAAUUUACUGGGAGAAGUCCGGGAUAAGUGGGACACAGUGUGUGGGAAGUCUGUGGAAAGGCAGCACAAGCUGGAAGAAGCCCUCCUGUUCUCUGGCCAGUUCAUGGAUGCACUGCAGGCUUUGGUGGACUGGCUCUACAAGGUGGAACCUCAGCUAGCUGAAGACCAACCUGUCCAUGGUGACCUGGAUCUGGUCAUGAACCUGAUGGAUGCUCACAAGGUCUUCCAGAAGGAGCUGGGGAAGCGCACGGGGACGGUGCAGGUGCUGAAGCGCUCCGGCCGGGAGCUGAUCGAGAACAGCAGGGACGACACCACCUGGGUGAAGGUGCAGCUGCAGGAGCUCAGCAACCGCUGGGACACAGUCUGCAAGCUCUCAGUGUCCAAACAAACCCGGCUGGAACAGGCCUUGAAGCAGGCAGAGGAGUUCAGGACAGCUGUGCACUUGCUGCUGGAGUGGCUGUCGGAGGCUGAGCAGUCUCUGCGCUUUCGGGGAGCACUUCCUGAUGAUGCUGAGGCCUUGCAGUCCCUCAUCGAUGCCCACAAGGAGUUCAUGAAGAAAGUGGAGGAGAAGAGAGUGGACGUGAACACGGCGGUGAGCAUGGGGGAGGUCAUCCUGGCUGCCUGCCACCCUGACUGCAUCACCACCAUCAAGCACUGGAUCACCAUCAUCCGAGCCAGGUUUGAGGAGGUUCUCACAUGGGCAAAGCAGCACCAGCAGAGACUGGAAUCUGCACUUUCUGAACUGGUGGCAAAUGCAGAGCUCCUGGAGGAGCUGCUGGCUUGGAUCCAGUGGGCUGAGACAACCCUGAUCCAGCGGGACCAGGAGCCCAUGCCUCAAAAUAUUGAUCAGGUCAAAGCCCUCAUCUCGGAGCACCAGUCCUUCAUGGAGGAGAUGACAAGGAAGCAGCCAGAUGUGGACAGGGUCACCAAGACCUACAAGAGGAAAGCCUCUGAGCCCCCUCAUGGACCCUUCAUGGAGAAGUCCCGCAGCAACAGAAAAUCCUUGGGUCAGGCUGCCCCCCCCAGCAUGCCCAUUAUCCCCCAGUCAGAGACAAAGAACCCUCGGAUCAAUCAGCUCUCCGCGCGCUGGCAGCAGGUCUGGCUGCUGGCUCUGGAGCGGCAGCGGAAGCUCAACGAUGCCUUGGACAGACUGGAGGAGCUGAAGGAGUUUGCAAACUUUGACUUCGAUGUGUGGCGGAAGAAGUACAUGCGCUGGAUGAACCACAAGAAGUCUCGCGUCAUGGACUUCUUCCGGCGCAUCGACAAGGACCAGGACGGGAAGAUCACCAGGCAGGAGUUCAUCGAUGGCAUCCUGGCCUCAAAGUUCCCCACCACGAAGCUGGAGAUGACGGCGGUGGCUGACAUCUUCGACCGCGAUGGCGAUGGCUACAUCGAUUACUACGAGUUCGUGGCUGCUCUCCAUCCCAACAAGGAUGCCUACCGCCCCACCACUGAUGCUGACAAGAUCGAGGAUGAGGUCACCAGGCAAGUGGCCCAGUGCAAGUGUGCCAAGAGGUUUCAAGUGGAGCAGAUCGGCGAGAACAAGUACAGGUUCUUCCUCGGCAAUCAGUUUGGGGAUUCCCAGCAGCUGCGGCUGGUCCGUAUCCUGCGGAGCACGGUCAUGGUUCGUGUGGGUGGAGGAUGGAUGGCCCUGGAUGAGUUCCUGGUGAAGAAUGAUCCCUGCAGAGGUAAAGCAGCUCCUGGCCUUUUGUUGGGUUCAUAUGACCUUCAUCUCUCCUCUAUUUGGCCCCUUGCAGCCCGGGGAAGGACCAACCUUGAACUGCGAGAGAAGUUCAUCUUGCCGGAGGGAGCCUCGCAGGGGAUGACUCCGUUCCGAUCGCGAGGCCGAAGGUCCAAACCGUCCUCCCGAGCAGCCUCCCCGACACGAUCCAGUUCCAGUGCCAGCCAGAGCAACCACAGCUGCGCCUCCAUGCCCUCCUCCCCUGCAACUCCAGCCAGUGGAGCCAAGACUCCACAUCACUUCUCUCGAUGUUAUGACAAACCCUGGUUGAUAAACAGUAAAGCCAGCACCCCUCUGAGGGGAUUCGAUUAUUCCGACCUGCAGCUCUCUGGUGCAGAGGUCACCCCCUCGGCGGGCAGCAAGCUGAAGCGACCAACCUUCCACUCCAGCAGAACCUCCCUGGCUGGGGACACCAGUAACAGCUCCUCCCCAGUCUCUACAGGUGCCAAAACCAGUCGGGCAGACCCCAAGAAGACCGCGAGUCGUCCCACCAGCCGCGCCGGCAGCCGAACCGGCAGCCGGGCGAGCAGCCGGCGGGGAAGCGACGCCUCCGAUUUCGACCUGCUGGAGACGCAGUCGGCUUGCUCCGACACCUCGGAGAGCAGCGCGGCCGGCGGGCAGGGAGGCUCCCGCCGGGGGGCAGCCAAACCUUCCAAAAUCCCAACCAUGUCCAAGAAAACGACCACUGCCACCACCCCAAAAACUCCGGGCCCGAAAAGAUAAUACUGUACCCCGCCCCCUGAAAGCCCGAGCGGCACCUCCCCCACCUCGACCUGUGUCCAGUUUUUAACCCUGCAUUGGAUGUAUAUUUAUUCUAAAUGGGAGAAACUAUAUUGUUAAAAGUGUAAAAGAAAAGUUGUGUUAUGAAGCUGCCUUAUUUUUUUUGAGGGGGUGGAUUUGGGUUUGGUUUGGG
Indicator indicator is the source of this 22690-nucleotide messenger RNA. It is a transcript of the gene MACF1, whose product is annotated as microtubule actin crosslinking factor 1. Gene Ontology annotation, cellular component: actin cytoskeleton; membrane; intermediate filament. Gene Ontology annotation, biological process: intermediate filament cytoskeleton organization; regulation of microtubule-based process; regulation of focal adhesion assembly. Gene Ontology annotation, molecular function: structural molecule activity; calcium ion binding; cadherin binding. NCBI's taxonomy places the organism in Eukaryota, Metazoa, Chordata, Aves, Piciformes, Indicatoridae. The record is from RefSeq and is a predicted model, not a curated record.